Molecule: messenger RNA, 3215 nt
Organism: Aphis gossypii (cotton aphid)
Lineage: Eukaryota; Metazoa; Arthropoda; Insecta; Hemiptera; Aphididae
Product: plexin-A3-like
Exons: 3
Coding region: 16-2457 (813 amino acids)
Biological process (GO): negative regulation of cell adhesion; semaphorin-plexin signaling pathway involved in axon guidance; regulation of cell migration
Cellular component (GO): semaphorin receptor complex
Molecular function (GO): semaphorin receptor activity
Source: RefSeq, a predicted model, not a curated record
AUUCUUACUCAUCUUAUGGGCCAUUGGGGGGCCCAGGCGGCCCCUCUCAAAUCCACCACUGGAGAACUUACAAAUAUAGAUAACAUGUUUGUGAGUAAACGCUCUAAAAAACGUCUCCGGAACAAUUCAUUUUCUAAUCGACUAUGGCUAGCUACAGUGAUCAUGAUGACUGCCAGCACCGGCAUUACGAUAGCAGCAGCAGCCGUCGAAUCGCCGUCGACUCUCGCGCCCGAACAGACGACCGCGGCCCCGGCGAGACCGAACGUGACGGUGGACUGCGUGCGGCGGGUCACGUGCGCUGAAUGCGCGGCCGCGGCGCCGGCGUGCAGCUGGUCGCUGGUGCACCAGUCGUGCAACGACACCGCGGCGACGGAAAAACAGCUGAUCGAAGACCCGGGCGACGACGGCCAUCACCAUCCGCCCACCAGGCCGGUGGCGGACGCCGGUUCGUGUCCGCGGUUCAAGGUCGACUAUCAGAAACAGACGACCAUGGACGCGACGAACCGGACGCUGAACGUGAAGGUGUCCAACGACCCGACGGGCACGUUCAGGGCGCUGCUGGAGCGGGGCCGAGUGCUGUGCCACCUCAACGAGAUGGAGUUCCCGGGCAAGGUGGAGAGCGGCGGCCGGCAGAUCACGUGCCAGGCCGAUCACUUGGAGUCGGCCAACUCGUCGCUGUCGUCCAUCGUCUACUUCUACGCGUCCGUCAACGGCGCCGCGCUGACGUUCGACGACAAGCGCGACCACUACUUGGACUUCGCCGUGCCCCGGAACGCGUGCGUCACCGAAAAUCCGGUGGGACCCAGCGACGAGUGCAAGGUGUGCCUGUGGGACGACGACCGCGCGUACCGGUACUACUGCCAGUGGUGUCCCAAGAGCAACCCGUGCACCGGGUCGUACCAACAGUGCGACGUCCGCCGGCUGUCCGAUCCCGGUCGCACGGUCGCCGUCCAAGACGUGCUCGUCCAGUGUCCCGAGGUGCGCAUCGAGUCCAUCGAACCGCUGUACGGGUCGUGGGCCGGCGGCACCACCGUGCGGAUCGUCAUCAGCAACCACCGGACGCUGUCCGAGAACAAGGUGACCGUGGUCAAGGUGGCCGACAGCCGGUGCCUGCUGCCCACCGCGUCCGUGGACGGCACGACCGUCACGUGCACCAUACCGCCGACCAACUCGAGCGCGCUGAACCAGGGCCCGGUGGAGGUGACGUACAGGUCGGAGGUGAACAAGCUGCUGCCCACGUUCACGCUCAGGUCCAACCAGACAUUCUACUUCGUCGAGCCCGUCAUCACCAACGUGUGGCCGUCCUGCGGACCCGUCACCGGCGGCACGCGGGUCACGAUCCGCGGACGGUUCCUGGACGCCGGCAACACCGUCCGGGUGUACAUGCGGGACAACAUCACGUGCGCGGUGCAGACGCACAGCCAGAACGAGGUGACGUGCCUGACGGGCGCCAGCGACGGGCCGUCGGCCAGCGCCAUACGCGUCGAGUUCGACCACUAUCUGAACAAGUACGUGUACGACCCGCCGUUCAUGUACACGUCCGCGCCCGCCCUGGACGGCGGCCAGUCGUUCCGGGGAAUAUCUUCGGGCGGCACCCAGCUUCCGGUCCACGGCCACGACUUUGCGUGCAUCCACAACCCGCUGGUGCACGUGUCCUACAACGGUAUCCAGUACACCGGAAGUUGCGCGGUCCGGAACGACACGUUCAUGGUGUGCACCGCGCCCACCAUCAACCGGCCCGCGCCGCACCAGGUGACCGCGCUGCAGUUCGGCUUCCAGGCCGACUACAACGACACCAUCGUCAAGAUGCCGCUGCCCGCCGACACGCCCGACUACACGCUGUACCCCGACCCGGUGUACACCAACUUCGAGACGGAAGGGCGCACCGUCACGGUUUACGGUCUAAACAUCGACCAGGGUUACGACCGGGACGCCGACCUGUCCGUGCUGUUCCACAAGACCGGCGUGCCGUGCAACGUCACGUCCGUCCAACCCGAUCGCAUCGUUUGCCGGCCGCCCAAAGGGCUGUUGUUCAACGACCACGGCGGCCGUUCGGACGACGGCCGGGUGGACGGCUACGGAGGCGGCGACGAGGACGACGACGACGAUCUGCCCGCGGCCCUGGUCAACGACGAGAUCAUCGUCACCGUCGGCAACCUGGUUUACGAGGUCAAGCGGAAGCCGCAGACCAGACGCCGCACGUUUCCGAUUCGCAUCAACACCAUCAUCUUCGGCGGCAUCGCUCUGGUGUCGCUGAUCAUCACCAUCGUCGCGGCCAUCGUGUACUGCAUGAAGAUCGCCAUGACCAUUUCCCAACAGCAGACGGAAAUGCGAUCGCUGUGCGAGCACCUCAACAGCACCGAAUCCGGAUUGGGCGUGUGCACCGGAACCGAAACCGGAAGCAAAGGCGACGUCGAGUCUGCGGCCGCCGCGGCACCGGUCAAAGACAGAUCGUAGGGGGGGGGGCGAUAUUACUUAUUAUAUAACAUCAUCGUGCACGACGGUCGUCCAAUAAUAAGGUCGACAAUAAGAUCGGACGAGUCCUUUUUAUUCCCGAGCGACUCGUAGGUAUAAUAUGUAUAAAAUAAGUAUAACAGGCAUAUCGUAUACAGGGCGGUUUUCUAAUCGAACACACGUUAACGUUUCUUGGAAAUUUUUUUGUUUUUUCGUUUAAAGUCUAAAUAAAAGAAAUAUUAAUAGUUUUCAAAAAUAAUAAAUGGUUUACGAUAAAAUAAUCACCCGGUAUGGGUAAUGCAGGAAUACUAAUGUGUAGGUACCUUAGGUAACACGCGUGUCAGUUGUGUAUUAUAAUAUAGGUAUUGAUCUUCGCGUGAUCUACGUCGUUCGUCCUUAACAAAAUAUAAAAUAUUUAUAACUAUAAUUAUUUAUCUCUAUAAUUUAUAACAUUUAUUAUUAGGUUAUGCGAGUUGGACAAUAUGAUUAUUACCUAUUUGCGUAUAAGCUUUAGCCAGUAAGGAUCGCCGCUGUAUAGAAAUAAUGUGUAACGAUAACUAUGAUAAAUUUUCGUAGGUACUUGCGUGUAAAUGUAAAAAGUAAAAUAAUAUUUUUAGUGACAUAUUAAUGUAAUGCAUUAUAAGUAGGUACCUAUAAUAUUUGGGUUAAAUGCGGAGUUUAUUUAAUUAUAUGUAGUAAUAUUAAUUUAUAGAUCGUUGUACAUAGAUAUUAUAUUAUAAUUAUAUUUUAUUUUUGAAUAA